Molecule: messenger RNA, 2402 nt
Organism: Marchantia polymorpha subsp. ruderalis
Lineage: Eukaryota; Viridiplantae; Streptophyta; Marchantiopsida; Marchantiales; Marchantiaceae
Source: the annotation of a GenBank genome assembly
GGGAGAACCAAAUCACUCGUACUGUAAUUUCCAUCGGGAUUGAAGAGCAGCAGCGAGAGCGUGCAAUCGAUCGUUUCGUCACAGGUCUCGAUCUCGCUCGUGAGAACGCGCGGCGGUAAUAUCGGCGUUGGAUCGGAAUUGAAUAGAAAAGCAGUCGUAGUAGAAAUUUUUUUGGAGUACGAGAGGUCACGAUACCCGUCGCCUGAACCUCCCGCCGUUGCAUUUUAUACGAAAUCAUGCCUGCGUCGAUGCAGAUCGGGGUCCAGCACGUGCCUUGCUCGUGGUCGCACCCUGUUCCGAGCGAAUCACUCCGCCGACCCAGCGGCAAUCCCAACUCUGCAAGCAAGCGCUCUGUUGCGUCUCCACAUUGCUCAGUCGCCCCGUCCCAGGUUAGCUCAACUGCUUACGAUUCGAUUCUGUCCUGUACUCUUUGUGGAUUAUGGUGUUCGUUCUUUCCUGCGCCCUAUGAUUUAUGUCUCCAGCCGAACCGUGGACUGUUUUGGAAAGUUCCGAGCUGCUGGUGGAUACGCUCAGAUGUCCUUGGGCAGGCAGGCUAGAUCUCCUUGCUCUGACUCUCUCGGGAGCUCAGAGUGCUGCGACAUUGCUACGUCAGGGGCAGUUGUGAGAUCGUACACAGGAAGUUGAUUUGCAGAGUAGAGCAGAGUCGAUGUGGGCAGUCGAGCUUAUGACUCGACUGUUGAAGUGGUGGUGGAAGGGGAGAGUUGAAGCGGUUUUGAAGCUUUCAAUUGACUCGGUCUGAACUCCACUCGCCUAUUCUGAACGUCAUCCGAAAUCUGUCAGCCAUGGAACGAGGGGGCAGUGCAAGAAGGACAUGAUACGAUUUGCUGCCCUGCCAGAUUGCCGACAGUUCUCGUCAGAAACUCCAUGAAUUCGUUCCCCUGCCCUCCAGGAACCAUGCAGAAUGUCAACUGAACCCCAACAACGUACGGUGGUGGCCGUAGUAGACCAGUGCAGGCAGGACUCGGGAGUAGUAGCAAGCCCCACGUGCCUGCCUGCUGCUCUGCUCGCUCCUGCUGUUGGGUUUUUCUAUAACAGUGCUGCACCAUUCAAUAGGAAAAUUCUGCCUUCUCACGUGGCCAGUGCCUCCUCCUCCUGCGUCUCGCGAACAGUGCAAUACUCAACUGUAUGGAGGUCGAGGUUUUAAGUUCUGUACGAUAACGUACGUCCUCAUGUGCGCUCAUGUUUGUCUGUCUCCUGCUCGUGGUGCAGGGCGAGGACGACUGCUGCUCGAGUCUGUCAGCCGUUCAUUAUGAGACACGCAACCAAACGCAGUGGCUGAAUGGGUUUUACAUGGAUCUGCGCAUGCGAUCGAACCCGUAAGAUCCUCUUCCUGCCUAGCUGCUGCUGAUGGAGAAUUGUGAUCGAGCUGCAAAUGUGUUUUAAUUUGAGUUUAUGGACCGAGAGAGUGAACUCGGUCCCGUCCCGUCGAUCCCUGACAUCGCGUCUAUUCUGCAGUUUGUUCAACUCUGAGGCUUCCCAUGCCCUUCAUCAGCAUUUUCACCACGACGAGAAAACAGAUGCAGCGCUCACCUCCAGCUCUGUAUUCGACGAUUCACUGUCCCGGCACAACUCUUUGCACCGAGCUCAGGUACGGGCUUUACGUAAUGGAUCCGACGAAUUUCUGGUCCGAAUGAGAGGUGACGAAACUGUUUUCUUCUUUAGAGAGUGGACUGAGCAGUACUGGAAGCCAACUGACUGAAUUGAUAUCACAAGCCAAGGACCACUUAGGGGACGUGUGUUUUCCUCUCGUCUGUCUGGUCUCAACCUCUCGAACGCCUCACAGGUUCUCAUUCUGAGCACAGACGAGUGUGCAACUCCGUACGAGGAGAAUCUGAAGAACUUGAAGGACAGCCUACUCUUCCGAGUACUACUAACUCGACCACCCGUCGUUUAAUGUGGAUGUGUGCAGGCCGAGUCGUAUGGCAUUUCAGGCUUGGUGGUGUUCGACAAAAGCAUGUUCGGGCAGCUGGACGGAUCCUCAUUCACAGAGCGCUUCGGUCACCUGGUGACGGGAUUCAACAGCGGAUCCUCUUGUUUCAUGGACGAGCCUUUCUGCUAGACUCGGUUGCUCCCCCAGAGAGGACGAGCAGAAGAUGUAGGAAUGAUGUACAGAUGUAGAAACUUGUCACCGCACCUCAUUUCGGACCCAAAGGCCGUUGUAACGUAGUACAGUAGCAGUAGUAAUGGAAUGUGCAAAGUAGCACAUCACUCCCAGCCAUGGUGGCGCUGAAGGCCUGUGAAUAUGGAUGGAGUCCUACUUGAGGGAGGGCCGAUAGAUCGAUCGGAUGAAGCUAAGGCCCCGAAGUUUGGGGCUCGGUAUGUAACAUACGAAAGGAGACCAUAAAUGCAUGCAGUGUUUGCAAGAUCUGUCUUUUGGAUCU